UGAAGAUGAGCAGAUGGUGACUUUUCCAAGACACCGCGUUCAAUUCUAAACUCAAAGAAAUUUUUUUACAACAUGAAGGAACUUUCGGGGCUGUGGCUUCUCAUCUUGGCCACUUUCCUGGUGCUGGACAGUGUUAGAGGUCAACAAACAACCUCUGCUCCCAGAUUCAGCGAUGGAAGGUAUCGAGGGGCUAAUGAUGGACAAUACAGAGGUGAAAAUGAUGGAAGGUACAUUCCAGGAAACGAGGGAAGGUACACCCACGUUGGGGAUGGCUCAAGGGGGCAGUAUACCGGUGGAGGUGGUGGUGGUGGCGCCUACAUUGGUGGCGGAAGUCCUUUUCCCCGUGGAGGCUUUCAGAGUGAUCGUUUCCGCGUUACAACUGUCUCCCAGGCGCCACCUCCUGUAACUACAGCUGCUCCUGUUAUCGUGACAGCACCCACACGUCCACGCACAGCCUCCCCACCUCCCCCGCCUCCCCCACCUCCUCCACCGCCAGCACAACCAAUUUUGGCGCAAUUGCGUGCAGCUCCAGCAGAUGGGAGAGGAAAUGGUGGCUGGCAGACUCUUCGGCAGGAGAGUGAUGUCACAGUGGACGGUUACCAUUAUCUAUAUGAAACGGAAAAUGGCAUCUUAGCUGAGGAAUCGGGGCGUGUUGAACGUGAAGAUGAAGGACUCAAGAGUCAAGGAUUCUAUCAGUACACCGGAGACGAUGGACAAGUCUACAGGGUGGACUAUGUGGCUGAUGCCAAUGGAUUUGCCCCACGUGGUGAUCAUAUCCCCAAAAUCCCCCCAGAAAUUGAGAAACUCCUCGCCUACCUAGCUGCCAAUCCACCCCGAAAUUAUGGCUACGUAUUGAUCGCUGCUUUCGUCCCAUCGCAGGGGAUUGAUGAUGGCAAAUACAAACCCAAUCAGUACGCAAAGAAAGGACAGUAUGUUCACGAGGACAAUGGUAAUAUAAGAAAAUAUGAGGAGAAUCCAGCAAAGUGGCGCUAUGUCCAUGUCCAUGAUCAACGUGAGAAGGGGAAGUACAUUCACGUCCACAUUCCAUACGAUGGUGGCUAUGGACCAUACUCCCACCUCGACAAUCCCUACAUUCACGAAGACAACCCCUACAUCCAUGACAUUGAGCCCAAGGGAGAGUACAGCCACCUUGACCCCUUCCGUACGGAUGUCUUUUACAUUGAGAAGCCACAAAUUUAUCAAGAAUACGGCUUUCCCCAUCACGAUCCCUUUGGUGCCAAUUCCAAUGGAAAAGAUUCAAAAAUCUCAUCGGAAAAUCAACGAAUUUCCCCCAAUUUUGAUGCAACAGAGACGAUUCUUCUCUCCUCUUCAACUGAGAGGUCCUCACAGAUAGGCUCCCGAAUUAAUCCAACAGGCAUUCAGGAUAAAAUCCUUGGAGCUUCGAGUAAUUUGAGGGGACAAACUGAUCCUUUUGGCAGCAAAGUCUUCAACAUUGAUAAGCCCACAAUUACGCAGGAAUACGGAUUCCCUAAUCAUGAUCCCACAAAGUCCAGAAGCUCACAGGAAGCAAGUCAACUCAUUGAGAAAUCCAAGGAUUCUCUCAAUCCUCUGAGGUUGGAUGUGAGAUUUACAGGAUCCUCAUCAACUCUUGGCUCCAUCGUUAAGGGGGAGAAUAUUGAAGUUCUAAGGACAUCAGCAAACAAAGAAGAACUUUCAGAUCCAUUCAAGAAGAAUUUCUUCAAUGUUGACAAACCCCAAAUUCCUCUUGAAUACGGAUUUCCAGAUCAUGCUGCAGCCACAUCCUCAAGAUUGGGGAAAGAACCUGAAGGGUUGGAAAAAUCUCUCCCAUCUGCAACGGAAAUAAUCUUUGUGAGUUCAACGGCAAGGCCACCAAAGAGGAAUGUUGAAAUUCUUCGGGAAGGUCGUUCAGCGACUUCUGCAACAGAAGAAAAGAAAGAAGAAGGAGCUGAGAAAGAAGAAAUUGCUCUUUUCUUGGGCGUUGCCGCUGCCCAGACAUACCGGCCCUUCUCCUACACAACUACCUUCCGUCCCAUUCUCGAUGGUAGGUACUACGGUGCCUCCGAUGGACGUUACGUGCACGACGACAGCGGAAAGUACGUUCAUGAUCGCAAUGACUACGUUCAUGAUGGCCGUGACUCUGGCAAAUACUUCCACGUAGACAACCCCUACAAGCAUCUCAACCUCAAUGACGGCCGCUACGUUCAUCAGACUGGCAAGACCGGCCCAUCUGGUCCAGCUUUCGUCCCAACAGCCGUUGUUGCCCCCGUGACCGCCCCCUUCGUUGCCCCACACGCCUUCGCUACCCCCGUAGAUAACUACCGCCGCGUGAGCAACUACGGCCAAGGUGAGGGUGGCUGGAGAAUUGUCCAGGACCUCAAGAGCAAUGACGAAGAUGGCUACCACUACCUGUACGAGACUGAGAACAAGAUCCUCGCUGAGGAAUCUGGCCGUGUUGAGAACAAGCACACCGAUGCCGAAGCCCUGAGAGCCACAGGAUUCUACGAGUACGUCGGUGAUGAUGGUCAGAAGUACCGUGUGGACUAUGUUGCCGAUGAGGGUGGCUUCCAGCCCGUUGGUGCUCAUUUGCCCGUUGCCCCACCAAUCCCAGAGGCCAUCCAGCGUGCUCUCAACUACGUUGCUAGCCUGAGGAAGGCGUAA
Lutzomyia longipalpis is the source of this 2640-nucleotide messenger RNA. RefSeq lists its product as uncharacterized. The transcript has 10 exons. Lineage: Eukaryota; Metazoa; Arthropoda; Insecta; Diptera; Psychodidae. Bases 73 to 2640 code for a protein of 855 amino acids. The record is from RefSeq and is a predicted model, not a curated record. Gene Ontology annotation, molecular function: structural constituent of chitin-based larval cuticle. Gene Ontology annotation, cellular component: chitin-based extracellular matrix.